AUGGCGCCGAAUACUGCCAAAAAGGCAGCAAACACCAACAAUGCAUCGACUCCAUCCUCUUCAAUCCGGAAAUCGUCGAACUCAGGACCGAGUGGUACUCCCUCCUCGGCAUCGGGUCCCAAGCAACGUUCUCUUUUCACAUUCUUUCAAAAGGUCUCUAGAGAAGACCAGCAGCAAGGACAAAGUCAAUCGUCUGCAGCUGCGGCGAAAGAAGAUGAGAAGAUGGAGGAAGCACCCGCUGUACAGGAGCAGGAGAGCAUGCUCCCACCGCCGUUAAAACCUUCUAUUUCUAAAUCUUCGCUUAAGGUGAAGUCCGCUGUUUCGAAGAAGAAGAAGGCGACUUUUACGACGCCGGUUCCUAGUAGUGAUCCGGUUCGGGCGUCAAGUCCUGUUGAGGGUAUGGAUAGCGAGGUUGUUGGGGAGAUGAGUGGUUUAAAGCUCAACUCUUCGGUAGUACGAACUUCGAAGACUGAUAUAAAAAUCGCCGAGGCGUCUAGCCCUUUGGCCAGAACAGGAAGGAAAAAGGUCAACUACGCAGAGCCAGAUUCGGAUGAAGACGAAGAUAUGGUCAGCGCCGGGAAUAGGAGAAACAACAGAAGAGGCUCGAAACGACAAAAACUUGUUAUUAGCGAUGAUGAGGAUGAAUUUGUGGUCGCAGCUGAGUCACCGGAAGCUGAUGAUGAUGCAGAGGGGGAUAAUUAUGGGAUGUCUGAUAACGACCUCGAUGACUUCAUAGUAGAUGACCUCUAUGAUGAAGAGAGCGACACCCAAAAAUCGAAGAAGAGAAAGAGGACAGAGAAGAAGCCGACCAAAAGAGCAGUGCUUGCAUCUUCCCCUCCACCGAGGUCUUCGCCUCCGCCUAUGGCCUCUAGUAGCAGCGGUGGUGGUGGUAGCGGAAGCGCAUCCAGAUUCAAGUACGAUCCAAAGGCGUCCUCUACUCUUGCAUCCACGGCAUCAAACAGCCAUGUUUCUAGAGCAGCUUCUAUGAACAAGAAACCAGCCGACAAGCCCAAGCUCAAGAGCAAGGAAGAGGAAGUCCGGUACCCUUGGCUGGUUGAUAUUCAAGACAAGGACGGGAACCGCCCAGGCGAUGAAGAACACGACCCACGUACCCUCUUCAUUCCCAAAUAUGCAUGGAAUAAGUUUUCACCUUUUGAGAAACAAUACUGGGAGAUCAAACAAGAUCUCUUCGACACGGUUGUGUUUUUCAAGAAGGGCAAGUUUUAUGAAUUGUAUGAGAAUGAUGCCACUAUCGGGCAUCAAGAAUUCGAUUUGAAGCUGACGGACAGGGUGAACAUGCGUAUGGUGGGUGUUCCUGAGUCGUCACUGGAUAUGUGGGCUUCGCAGUUCAUUGCGAAGGGGUAUAAAAUUGCAAGGGUAGAUCAGAAGGAGACAGCACUCGGGAAGGAAAUGAGAGAGAACGAUUCGAAGAAAAAGGAUGCGGAUAAGAUUAUUAGACGAGAACUGGAGUGCGUUUUGACGGGUGGAACGCUGGUCGAUGAGACCAUGUUGCAAAACGAGAUGGCAACAUAUUGUGUGGCAAUUAAAGAGAGCGUUCAGGAUGGGAUCCCAUCUUACGGUAUCUGCUUUGUGGAUACUGCUACAGGAUGCUUCUCACUGGCGGGUUUCGAGGAUGACGUUGAUGCUACCAAGUUCGAGACCCUUGUGGCACAAAUUCGCCCCAAGGAGCUGGUUCUUGAAAAGGGUUGCCUUUCUACCAAAGCUCUGCGUAUCCUCAAGACAAACACAGGCCCAAAGACUAUCUGGACAAAUCUCAAAUCUGAGAGGGAGUUCUGGGAUGACGAACAUACAAUACGGGAGCUCGAUGCAAGCUCUUAUUUCGAAAAAGAUGGCGCUGUUUCGUGGCCAGAAGCUUUGGAGAAGUCACGGGACAAACCCCUUGUCUUAUCAGCUUUUGGAGGUCUACUAUGGUAUCUACGACAGCUCAAGAUCGAUGCCGACCUUGUCAGUCUCGCCAACUUCCAAUGGUAUGAUCCGAUCCGCAAGUCGACAUCCCUCGUCAUGGAUGGCCAGACUUUGCAGAAUCUCGAGAUCUUCUCCAACUCCUUCGACGGAGGUGCUGCAGGCACCUUGUUCAAUCUUCUCAACCAAUGCAUCACUCCGUUCGGGAAACGAACAUUCAGACAAUGGCUCUGCCAUCCUCUUUCGGAUGCACAAAAGAUCAAUGCUAGAUUGGAUGCAGUGGAGGCCAUCAUGGCCGAUUCUGCGCUGUUGGAUGCAUUUACCACGCAGUUGAAUAGACUUCCCGAUCUCGAACGCAUGAUCUCACGUAUCCACGCUGGAAGCUGCAAGCCUGCGGACUUCCUUCGUGUCAUCGAGGGCUUCGAACAAAUCAACGUCACCAUGUCUGAAAUCAAAGCUUACGGAGGCGGGGGUGAUGGCGUUAUUGGGGAGCUUAUCGAGAGUAUGCCAGAUCUUGAUGGACUCCUUGAACCUUGGAAUACAGCUUUCAAUCGUAAAGAGGCUAAGGACGGGAAGCUGAUCCCUGAACACGGGGUUGAACAAGAUUUUGACGAUUCGCAAGAUAACGUCGACCAAAUCGAGAAGGACCUACAAGAUUUAUUGGUGAGCUACAAAAGCAAGCUAAAGUCCUCAUCGUUGAGGUUUUGCGACAGUGGUAAAGAGAUAUAUUUGGUGGAGGUUCCUGUUAAGGUCAAGGUACCUGAUAACUGGAUGCAAAUGAGCGCCACGAAGCAGGUGAAGAGGUAUUACAGUCCUGAAGGCAAGGCCAAAGUUCGCGAGCUGCAGGAAGCUCGUGAACGUCAUGCGCAGAUCGAAAAGGAGCUGUUGGGACGGUUCUGUACGAGAUUCGACGACCAAUAUACGGAUUGGUUUAAGGCGGUGAAGGUUAUUUCACAGCUUGAUUGUUUGAUUAGCUUGACAAAGGCAUCACAAGGUCUGGGUGAGCCGAGUUGCAGGCCUCAAUUUGUGGAGUCUGAGAGGAGUGUACUGGAGUUCGAAGAAUUGAGGCAUCCUUGCAUGGUGAAUACGACAGGAGACUUUAUUCCUAACGAUAUCCGCCUGGGAGGGAAAAAUGCAAAGCUUACCCUGUUAACGGGAGCAAAUGCUGCUGGUAAAUCGACAGUACUGAGAAUGACUUGCAUUGGUGUCAUUAUGGCACAAAUUGGAUGCUACGUUCCAGCUGUUAGUUGCAGAAUGACAGUCGUAGACCGCAUCAUGUCACGACUCGGUGCAAACGACAACAUAUUUGCUGCUCAAUCAACUUUCUUCGUUGAGCUUUCUGAGACGAAGAAGAUCCUGAGCGAAGCUACGCCUAGGUCACUCGUCAUUCUUGACGAAUUGGGCCGUGGUACCUCUUCUUAUGAUGGUGUUGCAAUUGCCCAAGCGGUUCUUCACCAUGUAGCAACCCACAUCGGCGCAAUCGGCUACUUCGCAACCCACUACGGGUCACUAGCCACAGAGUUCCAGGACCAUCCGGAAAUCCAACCGCGUCGUAUGAAAAUUCUUGUCGACGAUGACCAGCGCAACAUCACAUUCCUCUACAAACUCGAGGAAGGCGUCGCUGAGAAGAGUUUCGGAAUGUACUGCGCGGCUAUGUGUGGAAUUGAUAAGAAGAUUAUUGAUAAGGCUGAGGAAGCGGCAGCUAUGUUUGAACACACCAGCCGUUUGAGAGAAGGGUUGGAGAAGGCAAGAGAGGGAUGUUAUGUACCACUUGGGCUACAGAGUGACUUGGCCUAUUUGAUCAGAGGGGAGGUCGAAGGCGGUGAAGCCGGGAAUAUGAUUAUGGAAACAAUGUUGAAGGCGAUUAAAGCUCUUUGA
Messenger RNA from Orbilia oligospora ATCC 24927, 3801 nucleotides. RefSeq lists its product as uncharacterized. Gene Ontology annotation, biological process: mismatch repair. The transcript has 6 exons. Bases 1 to 3801 code for a protein of 1266 amino acids. Lineage: Eukaryota; Fungi; Ascomycota; Orbiliomycetes; Orbiliales; Orbiliaceae. The record is from RefSeq and is a predicted model, not a curated record. Gene Ontology annotation, cellular component: MutSalpha complex; nucleus. Gene Ontology annotation, molecular function: mismatched DNA binding; ATP-dependent DNA damage sensor activity; ATP binding.